Molecule: messenger RNA, 1485 nt
Organism: Striga hermonthica
Lineage: Eukaryota; Viridiplantae; Streptophyta; Magnoliopsida; Lamiales; Orobanchaceae
Source: the annotation of a GenBank genome assembly
AUGAUGACGUCACCUCUCGUCGUCGCCCUCUUGUUUCUAUACGCAUUUCUCAUUUCUUCGACUCUUUCGUUUUCCGAUUCAAACAAUGGCGAAAUCUCUUCGUAUCCGAAAAGGCAGGCCGAGAAACUCAUAAGGUCCCUCAACUUGUUCCCUGAGCAUGAAGUGAACCGCCAUCGGCCCGAAUCAAAUGAUGCGUCGGUAUCGGAGAUUGUCGAGAAGCGAUUCGAGUUCCCGUUCAUGGAGGCUAAUAAUCCUGUUCAGGACUUGGGCCACCAUGCUGGAUAUUACACUCUCCCGCACAGCAAAGCUGCCAAGAUGUUCUAUUUUUUCUUUGAGUCGAGAAGCAACAAGAGUGAUCCGGUGGUUAUAUGGUUAACCGGAGGACCCGGUUGCAGCAGUGAAUUAGCUUUGUUCUAUGAAAAUGGACCCUUUCACGUCACGGACAAUUUGACUCUUACGUUGAAUGAUUUCGGAUGGGAUAAGGUAUCGAAUCUCAUAUAUGUGGACCAACCGAUUGGGACGGGUUUCAGCUACAGUUCUGAUGAGGACGACAUUAGGCAUGAUGAGGAAGGUGUAAGCAAUGAUUUGUAUGACUUCUUGCAGGCUUUCUUCAAGGCGCACCCUCAAUUGACAGGGAACGAUUUUUACAUUACUGGAGAAUCAUAUGCCGGGCACUACAUUCCAGCUUUUGCCGCCCGGGUUCAUCAAGGGAACAAAAACAAUGAAGGAAUUCAAAUUAAUGUAAAGGGAUUUGCGAUCGGCAAUGGACUAACAAAUCCCGAGAUACAGUAUGGGGCAUACACUGAUUAUGCUCUGCACAUGAAACUGAUCACAAAAUCUGAUCACGACAGCAUGAAUCAGUCGGUUUUGGAAUGUCAGCAAGCGAUUAAGCUCUGUGGAGUUGAUGGUGGUGGUUCUUCUUGUGUGUCGGCAUACGAGGCAUGCAACAGUGUCUUCAACGGGAUACUGGAAAUUGCCAAUGGUGUAAAUUACUAUGACAUAAGAAAGAAAUGCGAGGGCAACCUUUGCUACGACUUUUCCAACAUGGAGAGAUUUCUAAGCUUAGAGUCGGUGAAAAGCGCCCUUGGUGUAGGGGACAUUGAUUUCGUGUCUUGCAGCACGACUGUUUACAAUGCUAUGAGCACCGACUGGAUGAGAAAUCUCGAGGUCGGAAUUCCUGCACUUUUGGAGGAUGGGAUCAAAUUUCUGGCAUAUGCUGGGGAAUACGAUCUCAUAUGCAAUUGGCUCGGGAAUACGAGGUGGGUUCACGCGAUGCAAUGGUCUGGGCAGAAACAGUUUAUGACCGCCAAGGGAAGCCCGUUUAGAGUGGGCGGAGUGGAUGUCGGGCUGCAAAAGGGUUAUGGGCCGCUAACAUUCCUCAAGUUUUACAAUUCGGGGCAUAUGGUGCCCAUGGAUCAGCCCGAAUAUUCAUUGGAGAUGCUGAGGAGCUGGAUGCAGAGCAAUUUGUCUUCCACACUUGUGUGA